AUGUCUCGACGCCCGGCGCCCUCCACGUCUCUAGCAGAUAGUUUUUCGCCGCUGAGAGCUCCUCCACUACGGUCUACAGAACCUGCGAACUCGGUGCCAACACCCACGUCAUCGACACCAGAGAAGCACCCAUUUGCGAACACAACGUCGAAAUUGGAGGUUGUAAGGCCCUCAAUCUCCGGGGAUAUUGACGUCGAGGAGGAGGUAAAACUUUACGACGACCUUUGUUGUAAUUACGAAGCGGAGACGGACAACUUUAUUGCGUCAUGUUCAUCGUCACCUUCGCGCUUAAAACGAAGAUCGGCGCCCACACCGCCGCCAGAAUCCAUCUUCUCCGCCGAAAUUUACCUGUCAGAUAAUACAGGGAAGUCGCACCCUCAUGCGUUUGCUAGCGACGUGCAGGUCACUGGUUGGACGACUGUCGCUGGAGACAAACCACCUUUUUUCGAUGGCGGCCAGGGGAAGGGUAAGGGAGCGAGUAUGGUUGGUUUAGGAGGGGGCGCCUACGUAGUUUACGAUUGUGUCAUAACAACUAAAGAGGGUACCUCGUUCCAUGCGCUUAAACGUUAUACGGCAUUUGAAGACCUCGAUGCCACUUUGCACAAAAUACUGCCACGUCGACUGCGUGGCCUGAUUCCUCCAUUGCCUCCGAAAGCUCCUUUCGCGAGAUUUCGGCCCGCGUUUCUUGACCAACGCCGUCGAAAGCUCCAAUUCUACCUUGCGAGCAUCCUUCUGAACCCAGAAGUUGGUGGGGAGGAAUGUGUCCGGCGCUGGGUUAUCAGGUCGUAA
Molecule: messenger RNA, 789 nt
Organism: Laccaria bicolor S238N-H82
Lineage: Eukaryota; Fungi; Basidiomycota; Agaricomycetes; Agaricales; Hydnangiaceae
Exons: 5
Coding region: 1-789 (262 amino acids)
Molecular function (GO): phosphatidylinositol-3-phosphate binding
Source: RefSeq, a predicted model, not a curated record